ACACUCUGAUUGGCCUCAGGAAAUCCAGAAUUGGGCGGAGGAGGGGGAGGGUGUUGAUGGGCGGAGCACACACCUGCCCAGGUGCACCUGAGCUAGAAGCAAAGAGGCUUUGUGAGACAAGGACCAGUUGGGGUCAGAGCAGAAGGCACUGACAGGGUCCCCAUGGAGGAGCUGGUGGGGCUGCGAGAGGGCUCCUCUGGGAACCCGGUGGCCCUGCGGGAGCUGUGGGGCCCGUGUCCCCGCCUCCGCCGCGGCAUCCGAGGUGGCCUGGAGUGGCUGAAGCAGAAGCUGUUCCGCGUGGGCGAGGACUGGUACUUCCUGAUGACCCUGGGGGUGCUCAUGGCCCUCAUCAGCUAUGCCAUGAACUUCGCCCUCGGGCGCGUGGUCAGAGCGCACAAGUGGCUGUACCGGGAGAUUGGGGACAGCCACCUGCUCCGGUACCUCUCCUGGACCGUGUACCCUGUGGCCCUGGUCUCCUUCUCCUCCGGCUUCUCCCAGAGCAUCACGCCCUUCUCAGGAGGUUCCGGAAUCCCAGAGCUGAAGACCAUCCUGUCGGGGGUGGUCUUGGAGAACUACCUGGACAUCAAGAACUUCGGGGCCAAGGUGGUGGGCCUCUCCUGCACCCUGGCCACGGGCAGCACCCUCUUCCUGGGCAAAGUGGGCCCCUUCGUGCACCUGAGCGUGAUGAUUGCUGCCUACCUGGGGCGCGUGCGCACCAAGACCAUCGGGGAGGCGGAGAACAAGAGCAAGCAAAAUGAGAUGCUGGUGGCAGGGGCGGCGGUGGGCGUGGCCACGGUCUUUGCAGCCCCCUUCAGCGGCGUCCUGUUCUGCAUCGAGGUCAUGUCUUCCCACUUCUCCGUCUGGGAUUACUGGAGGGGCUUCUUCGCUGCCACCUGCGGGGCCUUCAUGUUCCGGCUCCUGGCCGUCUUCAACAGCGAGCAGGAGACCAUCACCUCCCUCUACAAGACCAGCUUCCCGGUGGACGUCCCCUUCGACCUGCCGGAGAUCUUCUUCUUCGUGUUGCUGGGGGCCAUCUGCGGCGUGGCCAGCUGUGCCUACCUCUACUGCCAGCGCACCUUCCUGGCCUUCACCAAAACCAACAAACUCAUCUCCAAACUGAUGGCCACCAGCAAGCCUCUGUACGCAGCCCUGGCGGCCACGGUUCUGGCCUCCAUCACCUACCCCCCCGGAGUGGGCCGCUUCAUGGCUUCUCGGCUGUCCAUGAGGGAGCAUCUGGACACCCUGUUUGACAACCACUCGUGGGCGCUGCUGACCCGCAACUCGUCCCCACCGUGGCCUGCGGAGCCCGACCCCCAGCACCUGUGGUGGGAAUGGUACCACCCCCGCUUCACCAUCUUCGGGACCCUCGCCUUCUUCCUGGUUAUGAAGUUCUGGAUGCUGAUUCUGGCCACCACCAUCCCCAUGCCCGCUGGCUACUUCUUGCCCAUCUUCAUCAUUGGAGCUGCCAUUGGGCGCCUCUUGGGGGAGGCCCUCUCUGUCGCCUUCCCUGAGGGCAUCGUGGCUGGAGGUGUCAUCAACCCCAUCAUGCCCGGCGGCUACGCCCUGGCAGGGGCUGCGGCCUUCUCAGGCGCGGUGACCCACUCCAUCUCCACUGCGCUGCUGGCCUUCGAGCUGACCGGACAGAUCGUGCACGCCCUGCCAGUGCUCAUGGCUGUGCUGGCGGCCAACGCCAUCGCCCAGAGCUGCCAGCCCUCCUUCUACGACGGCACCAUCAUGGUGAAGAAGCUGCCCUACCUGCCUUGGAUCCGGGGUCGCCCCAUCAACUCCCACCGCGUGAUCGUGGAGCACUUCAUGCGCCGUGCCAUCAGCACGCUGGCCAGGGACGCGGCCCUGGAGCAGGUGGUCAAGGUGCUGACCUCCACGGACGAGGCCGAGUACCCCCUGGUGGAGAGCACAGAGUCGCAGCUCCUGGUGGGCAUCGUGCAGAGGGCCCAGUUGGUGCAAGCCCUCCAGGCCGAGGCACCUGCCAGGGCUUCAGGACAGCAGCGCUGUCUCCAGGACAUCCUGGCUGGGGGCUGCCCCACGGAGCCAGUGACCCUGACGCUGUCCCCUGAGACCUCGCUGCACCAGCUGGAGAAAGCAAUCUCUGCCCUGACGAACCCACCGGCCGCCAAGUGAGCUGCCCCGCAUGAGGAGGCGGGACACCCCCUGCCCUUGGUGACUGUGGCGUCCAGGAGCCAGCGUCCCUUCUCCAGUCCCGACCUCCCCACCGCUCCAUCCUAGCUCACCUGCUGGGCUUGGCAGCAGCCCUAACCCAGCCCCGACAGGAGCCCCACUUUCUCCCCAUGCCAUCUUGGGGGACACCAGCUCCUGCCUUGAAGCACAGAGCUCAGAGUGCGAGGGAGGGGAAGACCAGACCAGGGCGGCGCCCAGGGAGCAGGUGCUCGGCUCAUGGCUGCGGAGGCUGGCGGGCGCCGUCGGCAGGGGCAGGCCUGGAGGUCCUCGGGGAUGGGCUGAGGUUCCCGAGAGAAAUAAAGCCGAGCCCUCCCGGAGCCGCAGCUCCUCCCUCACUUGAGCUCCAAGGGUGUUCACUGGCUCUUAGCCUCUCACCUGUGCUGGCCCAGAGCGCGCUCCUGGGGACACGGGCGGUCACGGGGGCCCUGCGGUCUGGCUCCCUCAUCUCCUCCUGAUGCCCCACUUCCUGGGAUGGAGACAGGAUCCCCCAGGACUUGGGAUGCUCCUCUUCCUGGACAGGCAAGACCCAGUGGCCCAGCCCUUGGAUGAGCCACAGGUGAAGGGGGGGGGGUCCUGGGUGUGUCCCCUUGGGGCGUCCAGUGUCUAGGGCAUCCUCCAUGUUGGGCCUUGAGACACAGAUGGCUAAUCCCACACCUGAUGAAAGCAACAUGACCCCGGUAUUCACUGCCUGAGACUGCAGGCUCCCUCCUAGCCACGGGCGGAUGAAAGUUCACUGCGGACUCUGACCAGCCCUGGCCA
This is a messenger RNA of Oryctolagus cuniculus (rabbit), 2955 nucleotides long. The record is from RefSeq and is a predicted model, not a curated record. NCBI's taxonomy places the organism in Eukaryota, Metazoa, Chordata, Mammalia, Lagomorpha, Leporidae.